Haliotis rubra (blacklip abalone) is the source of this 1399-nucleotide messenger RNA. Its product is annotated as killer cell lectin-like receptor subfamily G member 1. Lineage: Eukaryota; Metazoa; Mollusca; Gastropoda; Lepetellida; Haliotidae. Bases 18 to 743 code for a protein of 241 amino acids. The transcript has 5 exons. The record is from RefSeq and is a predicted model, not a curated record.
CCCUGCAGAGGGAGACCAUGGUAAGGAUGGGGAAGGGAACGCUAGCUUUCAUCUCUCUCUUGUGGACUACUGCAGUGGGUUUGUCCCACGACGGCUGCGACGAUGGCUGGGUGGCCUUGCACCACCACUGCUACUACUUCGGUAUACUGGAGGGGGAUGUGGCACCUGCCAUCAGCGCGUGCAGUGGGAAAGACGCUCACUUGGCCAGUCUGUGGGGUGGGGAGGAGAGGGACUUUGUUGUGGACAAACUGUGGAAGCCCGAGGCCCCACGGGACGGGUUUGUCUGGCACGGUCUCUACGGUACUGCAGACAACGACUGGGCGUGGCGUGACGGCUCCCAAUAUAAACCAAGUCACAUAGCUACAGCGGUGGCAGGAAGUUCCGGGAACAAGACAAACAAAUGUGGUGCGUUGAAAGGGAUUGGCAACUACGCCUUCCUCGACUGCACCAUGGAUGCUCAGGCCUACGUGUGUAAGAAAGCUUUGUCGAUGGUGUACUCAACCAGUUCGAUCGCUAACCAUUCUGCAGUAAGCGACCACUUUCAGCUGUUCGAGAGACUGGUACCACCGGUGUUAUCUGCCCUUCCCUCGGCGAGUUUUCAGAUAGCUCAGAUAGAUGUCGCCUCGGAGACCGGAUGUGCUUACUACUGCUUCACCCUGGAGACGUGUUCAGCUUUCCAAUACACGUGUAUUACAUCGUCGGCGUGCACGACGUACACGUGUAAACUCCUGCAUGGGAUGUAGUGGACCAGGCCAGAAGUCAUUCAAGGCAUGGGACAGGGAUAUGAGUUUCAUAUCCAACAUUUUUGUUCUUGUGAAAUAUGAACCUCACCGCACAUACCAGAAACUAUGCCGGGGAUUGGAUCAGAAACUGACGUGGUUGUAUAAUUUGAUUAGGUUAUUUAGCUGUCACAAAUCCCCUUUUACAAAAGUCAAGCGAAAAAUUACUCUACUGACACGAUAAAUUCAACUAUUCAGGAAUAAGAUAAUAUGAAGUGUUCUAUACUCAAAUAUCUAAAAUUCAUCAUGCUGCUUUUAUUGCCGAUGUUUUGCGAAAGAGAGGGGGCAACUCUUUAUAUUCUGUUUCUUCGGAAUUCUUGGUCUUUCUAAAAUACAAGCCGUUAAAUGAUUCACAUCAAUAUGUUCUCAACACCUGGUUUCUCGGAAUUGCAGAGUGCAAUUUGACGUCAUAUCCUAUUUUGGGUUCUGAACAUAAGUCACACACAACUCACAACUCAAUUGACGUGUAUUAUUUUAUUCAAAGACAUUUUAAAUACUGUAACUGAUAGAUAGUCUUACCCAGCGGUCUAAGACGGUUAUGCAUCUCUUUAUGUACAUUGUCAAUAUUCCGUCCAUACGAUCGUGUACAAUGGUUUGAAAUAAACGAAUUUUAACUGGCA